Molecule: messenger RNA, 1480 nt
Organism: Hippocampus zosterae (dwarf seahorse)
Lineage: Eukaryota; Metazoa; Chordata; Actinopteri; Syngnathiformes; Syngnathidae
Gene: igfbp2a
Product: insulin-like growth factor binding protein 2a
Exons: 4
Coding region: 53-910 (285 amino acids)
Biological process (GO): regulation of insulin-like growth factor receptor signaling pathway
Cellular component (GO): extracellular region
Molecular function (GO): insulin-like growth factor II binding; insulin-like growth factor I binding
Source: RefSeq, a predicted model, not a curated record
CCAUCCUUUUUUUCAAGUUUUACUUCGUACUUCCUUCCACCAGACCAGGAUAAUGUCACAAAAACCAACGCAAAUCACAAUGCUCCAGCUCUACAGCCUUUUGGUCGUCACCGCGUCGGUCGCCGGCGCCUCCCUGGCCGAGAUGGUCUUCCGCUGCCCGGCGUGCACCGCGGAGCGCCUGGCUCUCUGUCCGUGGCUCAGCGAGCCUUGUGCGGAAAUCGUGCGCGAGCCGGGCUGCGGGUGCUGCCCGGUGUGCGCCCGGCAGGAGGGUGAGACGUGCGGCGUGUACACCCCCAGGUGUGCCGCCGGCUUGCGAUGCUACCCGACGCCCGAUUCUGAGCUCCCGUUGGAGCAACUGAUGCAGGGCCAAGGCCUGUGCCGGCAAACGGUCGACACCGACAUCACGAGCCAGGAGCACCGGGAGCAGACCAGCGGUGAGGCCUCGGAAGUGUUCUUCGAGUCAGGCCUGGGUGACGUACGCCUACCCAGUAAGGAAACCACUUGGAUGGGGCCAAAGGAGAGUGCUGUGCGACAACAUCGUCAAGAGAUGAAGACAAAGAUGAAAAGCAACAAGGUGGAAGAGCUUAAACUGACUCGACCCAAACAGACUCCGUGUCAGCAGGAACUGGACCAGGUGCUGGAGAGGAUCUCCAAGAUGCCCUUCAGAGAUAAUCGAGGUCCCCUGGAGGACCUUUAUGCUCUGCACAUUCCUAACUGCGACAGGAGAGGGCUGUAUAACCUCAAACAGUGCAAGAUGUCUCUUUAUGGUCAGAGGGGAGAGUGCUGGUGCGUAAGCCCCCACAGCGGCCAAACCAUCUUAGCAGCCCCCAUUGUGCGGGGUAACCCCAACUGCAGCCAGUACCUUUCGGAGCUGGAGCUGGAAAUGGCCAACAUGGAGCAGAUACAAUGAUAAUAAACAAAAAGCAACUGUGAAGCAUGUGUGAACAAAUAACAAAAAUGAGUAAGUGAGGUGAACUCGGAAACAACAUAAUGUUAAACUUAACAUGUAAUUAAAAACUUAUUUGUAGGGCUUCUUUAGUUUUGUUUUGUGUCUUUAAGCUAUACAGCCGUGCAUCGAGAUCCUAAUUUGUUCUGUGACAAUGCUUGUAACUCAACACUAUCUCAUAUAAUCUGAAUCCAUUGGAAUGAAUGUAAAUGCCCCCCCCCCCUACAAAAAAACAAAAAUAAAAAAACAAAACAAAACACAGCACUCUAUUAUAUUGUAUUUCAUGAAAACAUGCAGUAAUAACAUGAUGAAUAGUGGGCAUUUUGCUGCUCUCCCUGGUGCUUAAACCUUGGCAGUAUAAAACUGAUGUUCUUUCUUCUUUCUACAUACAUUCUUGCUGCUGGAGGCUGUAAAUUUCCCCGGUGUGGGACGAAUAAAGGAUAUCUUAUCUUAUCUUAUGGAGCCUGUCUGUGUUUUCCAUUGUUGUCAGAAGCACAAUAGACCAAUAAAGAAAAGUUAUGUGGUUGUUUUAAA